Messenger RNA from Candidula unifasciata, 3159 nucleotides. NCBI's taxonomy places the organism in Eukaryota, Metazoa, Mollusca, Gastropoda, Stylommatophora, Geomitridae. The record is from the annotation of a GenBank genome assembly.
AUGGAACCGGCCAGACGUAGAUUCAUGUCUACCCCACUGGGGGUGCGGGAGCGAGAGAGAAGCGGGACUUCUCUGGUGAGACUGAAGGAGACAUUGUUCGGCCGUCGCCUAGCAGUAUCUCAAAGUUUGUACAAGAGAGAUCUCCGCGGACACUUUGGCUGUGUCAACGCCAUCGAGUUUUCUACUGACGGCGAGCUGAUCGCAUCUGGUGGCGAUGACCGCAGGCUGUUACUGUGGAACAUUGGACAGACAAUCUUUGAUGAUAAAGCCCCCCAGGUGAUUGAUACCCUGCAUGUCAGCAACAUCAACACCUGCUGCUUCGAUGCAGGAAACAAAACUGUGUCUACAGGAGGCAACGAUGGUCAAGUCAUUGUCCACGACAUUAACAUGCGACAGUCGACUGCUGUGUACGGUCUCAGCGACGCUGUUUACUGCCUAUCAGCUGAUCCAGUCAAUGCCACCAUCAUUGCCACGGCAACAGAUGAUGGCAAGGCACAUCUGAUUGACUUCCGGAUGUCUAUUGACACAGCCCCAUUUGUGCUGGCUGACUUGAGCACGGCCAUGCACUCUAUCAUGUUCAACCCUGCAGAGCCUCGUCUUCUAGCAACUGCUAACUCCAAACAUGGCAUUGGCCUCUGGGAUGUCCGCAUGCCUCUCAAGUGUUUGCAGUACAAGAGCAAUGUCCAAAACUGUAUGAGUGUGCGGUUCAACAGUCGAGGCGACCAGCUGCUGGCCCUGCGCCGGCGCUCCUCUCCGGUUCUAUUUGACAUUGCUAAACUACACCCAAUUUAUGAGUUUGACUACAAGACCUACUACAACGCCUGCACCCUGAAGAGUUGUAGUUUUGCUGGGCUCAAGGAUGAGUAUGUCAUGUCAGGCUCUGACGACUUCUGUGUCUACCUAUGGAAAAUCCCCAGUGACAUUUCUGAGAACUACAUUCAGUCACAGCCACACAUGAUACUGAAAGGUCAUCGCUCUAUCGUCAAUCAAGUGCGCUACUGUUCCCACAACCAGACUAUCAUUUCUUCUGGUGUGGAGAAACUCAUUAAGAUGUGGAGUCCCUACUAUAUCCCAGGAUGCACUGGCCACCUGACACACAGCCGUCGCUACGGUGAUGAUGAUGAGAUAGAACGUAAUGCCUACAGCCACGAGGAGUACAUCCACAUGGUGCUGCAGGCAGGCAGCUUCCUGUCCCAUGACUACACUAACGGCAGCAUGGAAGAAGAGCCGUGCAUGAUUGCUUUCUUUGACAGCUUGAUCCAGAGGGAAGUGGAGCAGACUGUGCAAGGGGAGGAUGCUGAGGUGCAGGAGAGUGAUGACGACCUCACAGGUCAUGAUGCAGGUAGUGACGGUGACCAAAGAGAGGCCGAGAGACCUGGUCGGAUCAGAUCCCCGAUUGAUGGUGACCAGCGGACAGCUGACACCCCCGGCAAAGUGAGACCACCUGGUGAUGUUGUUUCUGAUCGUGAGGAGGUGAACAGUUCAACAGCCAGCGAGAGUGAAGAUGCCAGUAACACCCGAGACACCAGCCUAAGCUCGUCCAGCCGACUUGAGGACUCAUCCAGACCUUUUUUCAUGGACCUGGAGUCGUCUUCCGACAGCGAGGGAGAGGUGGACGUUAUUCUGAGUGCUAUGUACACCAGGUACAUGUCGGCUAGAGAACGAGCUCUCAACUCCAACUUGAGACCCACUGGCAAGAAGAUUUCGAGUGUCAUCGCUAAAGGCAAACAGAGAGACCGUAGCCUCCAGAAGCAAGCCAGGACACGCAAGCGACAGAGAAUACGUAAGAAUAUUACCAGUCUGAGCAUACUAGCCGACGUUAUAGACACGUUUGUGGACAACCUGGUUUCCACGGAACCCAGCAACAGUCGAACACUUAGUGACACCAAUGAUGGCCAUCUGAGUACAGAUUCUGACAGCGACAACAGCUCCACACCGGUCGAGGUGAUUCACCAGACCAUGACCUUAUACACUGAUGACACUUCAUCUGUCACAGCAGUUCCAGCCUUGUCACGGCCAGCAACCACAAAUGACAGUGCUGUUGAUAUGCCAGUUGUCCCACUCGGCCUUGAAUCUGGCAUGUACUUUAUGCCAGAAUUGCAAGCUUUUGCCCCUGAAUCUUUCAACGCUGUUGCCAAUUUGGCUAAUUUGCCAGGCCCCUCCCGCAGUGGUAAUUUUAGGAGAAAUAACACACCACUGGACACCUCAUCACAUAAUCACCGGAGGAGAUUGAGGUCAAAGCCACCAUCUGAAACCAGCCAUGGCCAUACCUUGAACAGUUCUGCCCCCCGCAGUGCUGCUGGUGAUCCUGUCUCUAAUGGUUGUAGCAGUAGUGGUAGAUGUUGCAGUAGUAGUGGUAGAUGUUGCAGUAGUAGUGGUAGAUGUUGCAAUAAUAGGAAUAGCAGCAGUUCUGGUGGUCAUCAGUUCAGCAGUAAUGAGAGGAGUUCCAGCUGCCCCACAGACUUGGUGCCAACACAGGUAGGCCCUGCCAGCAGGCACACUGGAUGGGAAGUGAGCAGUGACCUAGUAGAUGCAAGUAGACAGGGAGCAGACAGGCAGCAUAUGCGAGUGUCUUCAACAAUGACUGAUGACACGGGGUUGCUAGGGGAGACAUCUCAGCAUAUGUCUGCCUCUUUAACAAUGACUGAUGACACGUGGUUGCUAGGGGAGACAUCUCAACACAACCAGUGCCCUUCGUCGUCGUCAUCCUUCAUAACAGCAGCCGGCUCCCAUCAUUUGGGGCCCUGGUGGUCAUCAGCUAGGACAGCUAGAACAUCCACGGAUGUCUCAUCCAGAACAUCUACGGAUGUCUCAUCCAGAACAUCCACGGAUGCCUCAUCCAGAACAUCCACGGAUGCCUCAUCCAGAACAUCUAUGGAUGCCUCAUCCAGAACAUCCACGGAUGCCUCAUCCAGAACAUCUACGGCUGUCUCGUCCAGAACAUCUAGGGAUGCCUCGUCCAGAACAUCUACGGAUGCCUCAUCCAGAACAUCCACGGAUGCCUCAUCCAGAACAUUUAGAGAUGCCUCGUCCAGAACAUCUACGGAUGCCAACUGCAACAAGCCUGUGAAAAUACAGUUUAAAAGAGCCAAAGUUGUGGGAAGGAGAUUCCGAGUGCACAGAUGUGAGCCAAACUCUUCUAGUGAUGAAGAUAAAUAA